AUGCACGUCUUUGAACUCCAGCCCACCAGCCGGUAUUCCCCCAGCCAGCCCACCAGCCUGUAUUCCCCCAGCCAGCCCUUCAGCCUGUAUUUCCCCCAGCCAGCCCGUCAGCCUGUAUCCCCUCAGCCAGCCCGUCAGCCUGUAUCCCUCAGCCAGCCCAUCAGCCUGUAUCCACCCAGCCAGGCCAUCAGCUUGUAUCCCCUCAGCCUGCCUCCCAGUCUGUAUCGCCCCAGCCAGCCCACCUGCCUGUAUCCCAACAACCAGCCCCCAGUCGGUAUCCCCGCAGCCAGCCCACCAGCCAGGAUCCCCCCAGCCAGCCCCACAGCUUGUAUCCCCACAGCCAGCCACCCAACCUGUAUCUCCACAGCCAACCCCCAAGCCUCCCAGUCUCUAUCCCUCCAGCCAGCCCAUCAGCCUGUAUCCCCACAGCCAGCCCAUCAGCCUGUAUCCCCCAGCCAGCCCAUCAGCCUGUAUCCCCCAGCCAGCCCCUCAGCCUGUAUUUCCCCAGCCAGCCCAUCAGCCUGUAUUUCCCCAGCCAGCCCAUCAGCCUGUUUCUCCACAGCUAGCCCAUCAGCCUGUUUCUCCACAGCCAGCCCAUCAGCCUGUAUUCCCCCAGCCAGCCCGUCAGCCUGUAUCCCUCCAGCCAGCCAGCCUACCAGCCUGUAUCUCCACAGCCAGCCCACCAGCCUGUAUCUCCACAGCCAGCCCAUCAGCCUGUUUCUCCGCAGCCAGCCCAUCAGCCUGUAUCUCCACAGCCAGCCCAUCAGCCAGUAUCUCCACAGCCAACCUAUCAGCCUGUAUCCCACCAGCCUGUAUCCCCCAGCUAGACCACCAGCCUGUAUCUCCACAGCCAACCCCCAGGCCUCCCAGUCUGUAUCCCCCAGCCAGCCCAUCAGCCUGUAUCCCCCAGCCAGCCCAUCAGCCUGUAUCCCUCCAGCCAGCCCAUCAGCCUGUAUCCCCACAGCCAGCCCAUCAGCCUGUAUCCCCCAGCCAGCCCAUCAGCCUGUAUCCCCCAGCCAGCCCCUCAGCCUGUAUUUCCCCAGCCAGCCCAUCAGCCUCCAGCCCAUCAGCCUGUAUUCCCCAGCCAGCCCGUCAGCCUGUAUCCCUCCAGCCAGCCAGCCUACCAGCCUGUAUCUCCACAGCCAGCCCACCAGCCUGUAUCUCCACAGCCAGCCCAUCAGCCUGUUUCUCCGCAGCCAGCCCAUCAGCCUGUAUCUCCACAGCCAGCCCAUCAGCCAGUAUCUCCACAGCCAACCUAUCAGCCUCCAACCCCCAGGCCUCCCAGUCUGUAUCCCCCAGCCAGCCCAUCAGCCUGUAUCCCCCAGCCAGCCCAUCAGCCUGUAUCCCUCCAGCCAGCCCAUCAGUCUGUAUCCCCCAGCCAGCCCAUCAGCCUGUAUCCCCCAGCCAGCCAAUCAGCCUGUAUCCUUCCAGCCAGCCCAUCAGCCUGUAUCCCUCCAGCCAGCCCAUCAGCCUGUAUCCCUCCAGCCAGCCCAUCAGCCUGUAUCCCCACAGCCAACCAGACCAUCAGCCUGUAUCCCCCAGCCGUCCAGACCAUCAGCCUGUAUCUCCACAGCCAACCCCCAAGCCUCCCAGUCUGUAUCUCCCCAGCCAGCCCAUCAGCCUGUAUCCUCCAGCCAGCCCAUCAGCCUGUAUCCCUCCAGCCAGACCAUCAGCCUGUAUCCCUCCAGCCAGACCAUCAGCCUGUAUCCCUCCAGCCAGCCCAUCAGCCUGUAUCCCCCAGCCAGCCCAUCAGCCUGUAUCCCCCAGCCAGCCCAUCAGCCUGUAUCCCCCAGCCAGCCCAUCAGCCUGUAUCCCCCAGCCAGCCCAUCAGCCUGUAUCCCCCAGCCAGCCCAUCAGCCUGUAUACCCCAGCCAGCCAAUCAGCCUGUAUCCUUCCAGCCAGCCCAUCAGCCUGUAUCCCUCCAGCCAGCCCAUCAGCCUGUAUCCCUCCAGCCAGCCCAUCAGCCUAUAUCCCCACAGCCAGCCAGACCAUCAGCCUGUAUCCCCCAGCCGUCCAGACCAUCAGCCUGUAUCUCCACAGCCAACCCCCAAGCCUCCCAGUCUGUAUCUCCCCCAGCCAGCCAUCAGCCUGUAUCCCUCCAGCCAGCCCAUCAGCCUGUAUCCCUCCAGCCAGCCCAUCAGCCUGUAUCCCUCCAGCCAGCCCAUCAGCCUGUAUCCCUCCAGCCAGCCCAUCAGCCUGUAUCCCUCCAGCCAGACCAUCAGCCUGUAUCCCCACAGCCAGCCCAUCAGCCUGUAUCCCUCCAGCCAGACCAUCAGCCUGUAUCCCCACAGCCAGCCCAUCAGCCUGUAUCCCUCCAGCCAGCCCAUCAGCCUGUAUCCCUCCAGCCAGACCAUCAGCCUGUAUCCCCACAGCCAGCCCAUCAGCCUGUAUCCCUCCAGCCAGACCAUCAGCCUGUAUCCCCACAGCCAGCCCAUCAGCCUGUAUCACUCCAGCCAGCCCAUCAGCCUGUAUCCCUCCAGCCAGACCAUCAGCCUGUAUCCCCACAGCCAGCCAGCCUUUAUCUCUACAGUGUUUACGCCUGAUUCCACUAUGUGUUUAAUAUGAACUGUAAUAAUUCUGGAACAUUUCCUGUAUGGUUUACAAGUUGGGGGGGUUCAGCUUUAAUUAUUGCAACUUUGGGAUAGAUCAACAUACUGCUCUCAGGACAAGGAUUGGGAAUAGAAAGGGGAGCUCAAGGUUUAAGGACAAAGUUGAGGUUUUGAGUUCUGAACAAAUGUGUACACAACUGAUUUACAAUGAUUGUUUCUCUUGUAGUGGAUAGAGCAUCACAAGAGUCUCAGUAAUGUAUGUUUCUUAACUGACCACAAAGUCCAGGACACUUCGUUGACUGUUAGCUCUCAUAUUGGAUAACAAGGACUUAUUAUUUAGAGUGUUUGAUGAAGAACAUGACUGUAUUUACAGACUGGUGACAUGAUGUUAUAUCCUGUAUAUUGUACAUAGAUAAGCCCUGUUAAUAUUCAUGUUUAUUCGAUUUUAAGGUUAUUUUUUAAAAACAUUUACAGGGUUCACAAUGUAGAGAAAUGAGAGAACCAAAACAAACAAAAAAAUACUAUGUCAAGUGGUCUCUCCACCACAAUAGUUGUUUUAAUAAAUUAUUUUCACUCUG
This is a messenger RNA of Oncorhynchus tshawytscha (Chinook salmon), 3127 nucleotides long. Its product is annotated as proline-rich extensin-like protein EPR1. NCBI's taxonomy places the organism in Eukaryota, Metazoa, Chordata, Actinopteri, Salmoniformes, Salmonidae. The transcript is spliced from 4 exons. Bases 1 to 2565 code for a protein of 854 amino acids. The record is from RefSeq and is a predicted model, not a curated record.